GACCAAAAACCAGAGAAACAAAAACAUUGGAACAAAAUAUUUUCUUAGAAAAAAAAUUAUGGGUUUUUGCUUCUCCAAAUUUUGCAAAUCACAAACCCAUGAGAUCCCAAUCUCUUCCUCUUCCGAUUCUAGCCCUCCUCAUCACUACCAACCUCUCCCUAAACCAACUGUUUCUCAAGCUCAAACCAGUAAUCCCACCUCCAAUCCUCAGCCCAAACCCAAACCGGCUCCUCCUCCUCCUUCAUCCUCCUCCGGUUCACACAUCGGUCCAAUCCUAAACCGACCAAUGAUCGAUCUCUCAGCUCUCUACGACCUCCACAAAGAACUCGGCCGUGGCCAAUUCGGAAUCACUUACAAAUGUACAGACAAAUCCAACGGCCGAGAAUACGCCUGCAAAUCCAUCUCAAAACGUAAACUCAUACGUCGCAAAGACAUCGAAGACGUGAGACGUGAGGUCAUAAUCUUGCAACACCUCACUGGUCAACCAAACAUCGUCGAGUUUCGAGGUGCGUAUGAAGACAAAGACAAUCUUCAUUUGGUUAUGGAGCUCUGUUCUGGAGGAGAGCUUUUUGAUCGUAUCAUCAAGAAAGGAAGUUACUCUGAGAAGGAAGCUGCUAAUAUCUUCAGACAGAUCGUUAAUGUUGUUCAUGUUUGUCAUUUCAUGGGCGUUGUUCAUAGAGACUUAAAGCCUGAGAAUUUCUUGCUUGUUAGUAAUGAAGAAGAUUCUCCCAUCAAAGCAACAGAUUUUGGACUCUCUGUUUUCAUCGAAGAAGGUAAAGUGUAUAGAGAUAUAGUUGGGAGCGCAUACUACGUUGCACCUGAAGUUCUACAUCGAAACUACGGGAAAGAGAUCGAUGUAUGGAGUGCAGGUGUCAUGCUUUACAUUCUUCUCAGUGGUGUUCCUCCAUUUUGGGGAGAGACCGAGAAGACUAUAUUUGAGGCGAUCUUAGAAGGCAAGCUGGAUCUUGAAACUUCUCCUUGGCCUACUAUAUCAGAAAGCGCGAAAGAUUUGAUUAGAAAAAUGUUGACAAUAGAUCCUAAAAGAAGGAUUACCGCAGCUGAAGCACUUGAGCAUCCAUGGAUGACAGACACCAAAAUAUCAGAUAAACCAAUCGAUAGCGCUGUUCUGAUUAGGAUGAAGCAGUUCCGCGCAAUGAACAAGCUCAAGAAACUUGCCUUGAAGGUGAUAGCGGAAAACUUAUCGGAAGAAGAGAUAAAGGGAUUAAAGCAAAUGUUUAAGAACAUGGAUACAGAUGGAAGUGGCACCAUCACUUUUGAUGAACUAAGAAGCGGGUUACAUCGUCUUGGAUCUAAGCUUACAGAAUCUGAAAUCAAACAACUCAUGGAAGCUGCUGAUGUGGACAAAAGUGGGACGAUUGAUUACAUUGAGUUUAUAACUGCAACAAUGCAUCGCCAUAGAUUGGAGAAAGAAGAGAAUUUGAUAGAAGCAUUUAAAUUCUUCGACAAAGACAGAAGCGGAUUUAUCACAAGGGACGAGCUUAAACAUUCCAUGACUCAGUAUGGUAUGGGUGAUGAUGCGACCAUAGAUGAAGUUAUCGAUGAUGUUGAUGCGGACAACCUGCCGAGUUUCUCGUUAACCUCCGUCAAAUCUCUUCGUUAUCCUUCUUCUUCUUCUUCGUCUAUCUCUCUCUUCUUCUCCUUCUUCCCUAGGGUUUCGAAUUUCGUCAGAGCAAGUUCCGGAAUCCCCAAUUUGGUCGCCUGUAGUCCGACGGAGAUUAUCAUCCCCAGAGUUAAUAACGCCGGACUCAGAAUCGAGGAGACAGUAGACGUCGCGAAAGGGAAGAUUCGUCUUGAUUCGUGGAUUUCUUCUCGUGUCAAUGGCGUUAGUCGAGCUCGUGUCCAGUCCAGUAUACGAUUGGGACUCGUUACCGUCAAUGGUCGAGUCAUUGAUAAGGUUUCUCACAAUGUCAAAGCAGGUGAUGAGGUUAAUUGUACAAUAUCAGAGCUUCAACCUUUGAAAGCUGAAGCUGAAGAUAUACCAUUAGAUAUAGUUUAUGAAGAUAAACAUGUUCUUGUUGUUAACAAACCAGCUCACAUGGUUGUUCAUCCUGCGCCUGGGAAUCCUACUGGCACGCUUGUUAAUGGCAUACUUCACCAUUGCAGUCUUCCUUGUGUUGAUUAUUGGAACGCGGAAGAUGAUGAUUCCGAUGAAGAAACUUUUUCAGAUGAUGAAGAGAUGACGACUUCUUCUAGUUCAUAUGCUACUUCUGUUCGUCCUGGUAUUGUUCAUAGGCUGGAUAAAGGCACAACUGGAUUGCUUGUUGUAGCCAAGGAUGAACAUUCUCAUGCCCAUUUAGCAGAACAGUUCAAGCUACACACAAUUGAGAGAGUAUAUGUAAGUCUUACUACUGGAGUUCCUUCUCCACCACAGGGGCGUAUUGAGAUACCGAUUGGUCGUGAUUCGAGUAAUCGGAUACGUAUGGCUGCUAUACCUGGAGGAGUAAGUGGUGGAAGAGCCCGCCAUGCUGCUAGUAGGUAUAAGGUAAUCGAAACAUUCGCUGGAGGUGGCUCUGCAUUGGUUGAGUGGAGACUGGAAACCGGCCGUACACAUCAGAUACGUGCUCAUGCUAAGUAUAUGGGAGUUCCUCUAUUGGGUGAUGAAGUGUAUGGUGGAACAAAAAGCAUGGCUCUUUCUCUUCUGCAGAAAAGAGUCUCCCGCAGUGAUCAAGAAGAGAUCGUAGAACUGAUUUCCAGAAUGGAUAGGCCUUGCCUUCAUGCCAUUGUUCUCGGCUUUACACAUCCGUGCACUGGGGAAAUUGUAAAGUUUUCAUGUCCACCGCCUUCAGAUCUUGCAGAGAUAGUAGGCUUGCUUCGUAGAAGCGGAUUAGAAAAAGUAAAAUAAUCUCUCGAGACAACGAGACAUGCCUCAUCUAAAC
Arabidopsis arenosa is the source of this 2897-nucleotide messenger RNA. The record is from the annotation of a GenBank genome assembly. Lineage: Eukaryota; Viridiplantae; Streptophyta; Magnoliopsida; Brassicales; Brassicaceae.